Drosophila willistoni is the source of this 2492-nucleotide messenger RNA. RefSeq names its product transmembrane 9 superfamily member 4 (gene TM9SF4). Bases 147 to 2039 code for a protein of 630 amino acids. The transcript has 6 exons. Gene Ontology annotation, biological process: protein localization to membrane. NCBI's taxonomy places the organism in Eukaryota, Metazoa, Arthropoda, Insecta, Diptera, Drosophilidae. The record is from RefSeq and is a predicted model, not a curated record. Gene Ontology annotation, cellular component: membrane.
CACUAUCCAACACUGAACGUCUGAAGAUUUGCCAGCGCAAAGGAAACGCAAAGGAAAAAAAAUCAUUCAUUCAUUUAAUUAGAAAUUUGUAGUAAAUAUUAUAUUUAGUGAUUAACUUUUUAGGCUUAAACAACGAAACCAAAAACAUGCAGCAUAUGGCCUUGGCUAGGCUAUGGUUGCUACUGCUCCUUCUCGUCCUGAUUGGCCAUAUAAGCGAUGGCUUCUAUGUACCCGGCGUGGCGCCGGUUGAAUUUGUACAGGAUCAAAAAAUCGAUGUCAAGGCCGUCAAAAUGACCAGCAGUCGAACACAAUUGCCAUAUCAAUAUUAUUCAUUGAAAUUUUGUUAUCCCAAGAAUGGGACCCUCAUCUUCAAAUCAGAAAACCUGGGUGAGGUUUUACGCGGUGAUCGCAUUGUCAAUACUCCCUACGAAUUGCGCAUGAAUCAGCAAGUGAAUUGCCGUCUCCUGUGUAAUAAGAAGGACCUUCCCCUCAAUUGGAGUAAGGAGGAUUCCGCUCUAGUGGCAGAGCGCAUUCAACAUGAAUACUUUGUUCAUUUGCUGGUGGAUAAUUUACCAGUGGCCACGCGCAUUGUUAAUAUCAAUAAUCCAUCUGAAGUGACCUAUGAGCACGGCUAUCGUUUGGGUCAAGUCGAUGGUGAUAACAUCUAUAUCAACAAUCACUUAAAAUUCAUUCUCUCCUAUCAUAUGCACUCCAAGGACAAAUAUCGUGUAGUCGGUUUCGAGGUAGAGACUGGCUCAGUGAAUCACAAGGAAUUAAAAUUCGAUGGGGAUACUUGCAAUUUUCCCGAUUCGGCGCGUCCGCAGCUAGUCAAUCCCAAUGGUGAAACACAGUUGUAUUUCACCUAUUCGGUGGAGUGGAAGGCUUCCAAAGUCAGUUGGGCCUCACGCUGGGACAUCUAUUUGGGCAUGCGAGAUGUACAGAUCCAUUGGUUCAGUAUUAUAAAUUCACUAGUUGUUGUCUUCUUCCUGUCUGGCAUUUUGACCAUGAUCAUGAUCAGAACUCUGCGCCGAGACAUUGCUCGCUAUAACACCGAUGAUAAUAUCGAGGAUACUUUGGAGGAGACUGGCUGGAAACUAGUGCACGGUGAUGUAUUCAGACCACCAAAAAAUACUCGUCUCUUCUCGGCCAUCAUUGGCAGUGGCAUUCAAAUAUUCUUCAUGGCAUUGAUUACCAUAUUCUUUGCCAUGUUGGGCAUGCUUUCGCCCUCUUCCCGUGGUGCUCUCAUGACCUCGGGUAUAUUCAUGUAUGUCUUUAUGGGCGCCAUUGCGGGCUAUCAAGCGGCUCGUCUUUAUAAAACCAUGAAGGGUAGGGAAUGGAAAAGAGCAGCAUUCCUUACGGCCACGCUUUAUCCGGGCAUCGUGUUUGGAACCGGCUUCUUUUUAAACUUCUUCAUUUGGGAUAAAUCUUCGAGUGGCGCUGUGCCAUUUACAACUAUGAUCUCUUUGCUUCUGCUCUGGUUUGGCAUUUCUGUGCCACUGGUUUAUUUCGGUUUCUAUCUGGGCUAUCGCACCCAACCCUAUCAGCAUCCAGUGCGCACUAAUAUGAUUCCACGUCAAGUGCCAGCCCAGCAUUGGUAUAUGAAUGCUGUUCUAAGCACUCUGAUGGCUGGAAUUUUACCUUUUGGCGCCGUCUUUAUUGAGCUUUUCUUUGUUUUUACGGCCAUUUGGCAGAAUCAGUUUUAUUAUUUAUUUGGUUUUCUGUUUUUGGUGUUUUGCAUUUUGGUUGUAAGCUGUGCGCAGAUCUCUAUAGUUAUGACAUACUUUCAGCUAUGCGGCGAGGAUUAUCGUUGGUGGUGGCGCAGUUUUAUUGUAUCGGGCGGCUCAGCUGUCUAUGUACUCUUUUAUAGUAUAUUCUAUUUCUUUACCAAACUCGAAAUAACUGAAUUUAUACCCACUCUGCUUUAUUUGGGCUAUACAGGCCUCAUGGUGCUAACUUUCUGGCUAUUGACCGGGUCGAUUGGCUUCUUUGCUGCAUAUGUAUUUAUUUUGCGAAUCUAUGGAGCUGUUAAAAUUGACUAAGCCAAAAGUAAAAAAGAAUAAUAAUUUGAUUACUACCAUUAAGAAGGAAGCUUUCGCCCUUUGUUCUUUUCUCAUUAACCGGCUGCACACCAAACAUUAUUACUAUCCCUGCAAUAUCAUUCGAUCUUUAAGAAAUUUAUAUUUAUACAUGCAUAUAUAGUCAACUCAAAAAUGAAAAUAACCGAAAAAACCAAGCAAAAACAAACAAAAAACCAAGUGUGCUAUGUUUUAUAAUCCAAAAUUUAUAGUGAAAACCCCCAAAUCAGGCACUCUUAACUAAGACCAUUUGGCUCAAUUUCGCGAAAAAGAACCACUGCGUUUAGGAUACAUUCUAAAAAUGCCUAAUUUAUAUAUAUAAAUAUAUAGAUAUAUAUGUAAUACUAUGUAUGUAAAGAACACCCUAAUCUAAGUAAAACGAAACAAACAAUUUAAUAAACUUAAGUCUAAGUGUAA